This is a messenger RNA of Clonostachys byssicola, 1059 nucleotides long. The record is from the annotation of a GenBank genome assembly. Lineage: Eukaryota; Fungi; Ascomycota; Sordariomycetes; Hypocreales; Bionectriaceae.
AUGACGCCCAUCACAAUCGCCAUCAUAGGCGCUGGGCUCAUCGGCCCUCGCCAUGCCAGGACAGCUUCUGCUCUAGAGACAACCAAGCUCGUUGCCAUCGUCGACCCUGCUCCACCAGGCGGCCUUCUGGCGUCCGAGUUAGGGGUCCCGCACUACAAAUCCAUUGCAGACUUGGUUGCUUCUCCGGACAAGCCGGAGGCUGCUAUUGUCUGCACGCCCAAUCACACCCAUGUCGCAGUGGCCAAGGAACUUUCGGCCGCAGGCAUCCACGUUCUCCUUGAGAAGCCCGUGAGUACUGACAUCAAUUCCGGCCAGGAAUUGAUUGAACAUCUCAAAGCGAACCCGGUCAAGGUCCUUGUUGGACACCAUCGCAGAUUCAACCCGUAUAUUGUGUCUGCCAAAAAAGUCCUUUCAUCUGGUUCGCUGGGGAACAUGAUCGCAAUCAGCGGAAUAUGGGCGACACUCAAGCCCCUCGAUUAUUUCGAUGCGCCUACGGAGUGGAGGCGGCACAAGACUGGUGGCGUUGUGCUAAUCAACUUGAUCCAUGAGGUGGAUUUGCUUCACCAUCUGAUUGGGCCCAUCAGUAAAGUCCAUGCCGAGAAGACGAUUUCGCAGAGAGGAUUUGAGGCCGAAGAGGGGGCUGCAUUGACGUUGAGAUUCAAGUCCGGAGUUGUAGGCACCUUCGUAAUCUCAGACAAUGUGUGCUCACCCUACAAUUUCGAGUCUGGAACGGGUGAAAACCCACUCAUCCCCAAGACUGGCCAGGAUACCUACCGUAUUUUCGGUUCCAAGGCCACUCUCAGUGUCCCAGAUUUGACUCUGUGGUCAUACAAGGGUGAGAAGCUGUCGUGGCAUUCGGAGAUGGAAUCUCAAAAGGCACCAGUCGCUCCGGGCAUUCCGUUCGAACUGCAGCUGGAUCAUUUCAGCAAGGUUAUCCACGGGCAGGAGGAGCCUAGCUGCACUGUCCGGACAGGAUUAGCUGCCUUGAUUGUUUGCGACGCCGUGAAGAAGGCUUUGGAGACGAAUACUACUAUAGAGAUUGAUGAUUACGAACUAUAG